UUAGUGCUUCUUAGUGUAAAAGCCUUCAAUUAUCAUAAAAUUGUAGUUGUAUUUCAGGGUAUUCUUAUGACACAGCCAUUGCAUUAUUGAGUGAUAAAAUGAAAUGACAGUCAAACUGAUUGUUGAAGUAAAAUUUUCAUCAUAUUUCUAUUCCUCUUUAUAACCAUUUGAUUUGUUAGAAGAAAGUGAAUGAUUUGCUGUUCAGUUAUACAACAAGCUUCUUCCUAGUUUAUAUUCCCAAAUGGCUCUCAUGGAAAAUUUGACUUGGAAACAAUUAACAUUGUGGUUAUUCUAUAUUAUUUAGAUUAGAUUUGGCAACAGAUUAAGAUAGUCUGUACUCAAAAUGGUGAAUGGGAUGUCAAUGCAAUCUGGCAUCCCUACAUGACCAUCUCCUCCAGAAGUGUGCAUAUGCUUUAUAUCGAACCAAACCUGUUCCAGCAUGACAAUGCUUCUGUGCACAAAGUGAGGUCCAGGUCAGUGGUUAAGGCAAUGGGCUACUUUUUGGAAGGCCAUGAGUUCAAAUCCCAGCACAGUCAAUUGGAUUCUGUUGGGGGUCUUUGAGCAAGACCUUCAACUGCUCACUUGUAUCCUGUGAAUAGCUAUAGGCAUUGGAAUUAGUCCAACACAAGGCUUAAUCCAUGUUCCGGAAAUUAGCCUGUAAUAAAUUUAUAUCCAGCUGUGCAAUGUGCCUCUUUAGACUGAGGGUUAUUAAUAAUGCAGUAAGUUGUGUUUCCACUACAGGGAAAUGGUGGGUCUGCAUUAUGUGGCACAAUUGUUUAAUAUUCUUGACAAUGACCUAGUCAUUUGAAAACACUAUUUCAUACACUGUGAUCUUCAUAUUGGGUUAUAUCACUAAAUAAGUCAAACAGCUAAUUGUAUUCUUUAAUAAUAAAUGAUAAUGAGUCUUUAUUGGUCACAGAUACAUUAUAGCACAGUGAAAUUGUUUUCUUCGCAUACCCCAGCAUGUCAGGAAGUUGGGGUCAGAGCACAGGGUCAGCCAUGAUACAGAGGGUUAAGGGCCUUGCUCGAGGGCCCAACAGUGGCACCUCAGAGUUGUGGGGCUUGAACCCCUGACCUUCUGAUCACUAACCCAGCACCUUAACCACUAAGCCACCACUGUCGUCAUCAUCAUCAUCAUCAUCAUAAUAAUAAUAAUCAUCAUCAUCAAAAAGGCAAAAUGUGCAAAGAUACAGUGAAGAAGGCAUGUUGCUUGUUCAACAUUUCCAUUUCCCCAUUUCCAUAAAGACCACCUAAGCACAGUCGUUUUUAUUAUGACAUAUUUUAGACAUCUACGCAGUCAAAUCAUUUUCAGAUUGAAGAAAACCACUUGAAAUCAACUCGAACUGAUGAGACAUUCAUACGAAUUUGAAGCUACAUGGGCAAUCAGGAUGGAUAUAGAAUUCAUGCUUUAUGUAUGAAGUCAUUAAAAAAAAACAAAAAAAAAAAACAGAAACGUGAUACUAAUCCUAACAUUUUUAAUCCCAACUUUACAUACAAAGCUGUGUGACUUGUUCAAUUUCUUGCAUAUAAAAUUGAUAAAAUGUUGGUGUGCGUGUGCAUUUAAGUGUUGGUUAAGGGUACUUCGUCAGAGUAUUAAAAAAAAAAAAAAAAAUACAGUGUUCCUGUAAUUUACGUCAACUCCCCUAACAUUUUCUGUACAUUAUGUUGACGGUUGCCAUUUUUAAAUGGAUUUGUAAUUUGCAUUCUUUCCUUGACACGCUUACUGCAGAUUAUUGAUAGUUUUCUGUUAUUAUUAAACGCCUUAAGGAUGAUUUAUAACGCUGUAUAUUUUCAGACCCUCAUCAAUCUUCAUGAUCACUGAUAUUAUGAGAUAACUAUUCAUCUGUCUUCACGUUGUUGUUUUGCAGUUUGUCACUGUACUUUUGUCAAAAUUGACUAACAGCAGAAUUAAAUCUGAUCUAUAUUAUAUAACAGAUUGUGAAGUGGUGGUUUAUUGAAUGUUUGACAGUGUAUAACUGCCUGUGUGUAACUACCUUAGUGCUUUUUUUUGCUUUUUGUGCAGUACAGAAUGUGUUGCAAAUUCCACAUCUGGAAUAUCUUCACAGCAUAACAACUAACAGAUAUAGAUAUAGUGUUCACAUUUUUUCCUAUAAUACAUUAGAGAUUAAGGUUAUAUAGCUUACAUAAAGCCAGCUCACAGCUCAAGGGUCUCCGGGUCAAUCCUGAGCAUGUUACUGUAAACGUAGAGGUUCUACGUAUGUUCUCCCUGUGCCUGUGUGGGUUUCCUCCGGGUUCUCUGGUGUCCUCUCACCUUCAGUACUGAAUGAGUGUGUGCAUGGUGCCUUGCAAUGAACCAGUAUCCCAUCCAGGGUGUACUUCUGCCUCACGCCCAGUGUAUCUGGGAUUGGCUUCAGAGCUGAGCGUGAGGAUGAAGCGGUUACUGAAAGUGAGUGAGGGAUGUCAAGCUGGUUACUGAUCCAACAUUAAACACAGUCAGUCAAUCCCGGAGCAUUUCGCAGAGGUUUUUUUUUUAUUGGUGAAUGUUGUGGCCUAAAAUUCUUAAUAUUGCUGCGGCUUUUUCUUUUUUUUCGUAAAAAUUUUUGAUGAAAUUUGCAGAUUUUUUUUUUUUUUGCGGAAAACUACUUGAAUGAAAUAGUUUUUACAGUGUCGUUCGCAGUGAUGUUUGUUGCUAAAAUGAGACCUUUUAGCUGUACUCAUGUUCGACGCACGUGAACCGAAGAAGGCUUCGGCUCAAUGCGCGUUGUGAUGACGUCACAUGGCCCGAAUCUGUCGAAAAUUUGCGGUAAUAUUGAACAAUUGCGAGCUCCUCCUAACAGUUUGCUCGAUUUUGCGUUGAUUUCUGCGAUCGCAUUCAGAUCCUGGAGAGACGGUCCAGUACUAGUUCCAAAAUCCUCUAGGACCGUGGUUUUCAAAGUGGGGGCCGCGGCCCCCUUGCUGGCCGCCAGGGGGCGCCCGGGGGGCCUCAAAAAUUUGGUGUGCCCAUCCCUCCCACUAGUAUGUUUUCUUUCUCACUCUCAGACAACCACACACACACACACACAAUCCAUUCCUAAUGUAAUGUAAUAUAAAGAUGUAAGAUGUAAUUUUUUUUUUUUUAAAAGGGGGGAUAUAUUCAGAAGUAUUUUUAAUGUGUUUUAAAGACAUCUUGCAAAAGGGGGGCCUCGGUCAAAUGUUAAUGCCAUUUAGGGGGGUCUUGCCCUGGAAAAGUUUGGGAACCCCUGCUCUAGGACACUACACAGCUGUAAAUCUGCUUCUUAAACGAUAUGACUAACACCUUGCAUCCGGUUUGUAGAAAUCUUGUCCUCAAAACCUGAAUGAACCUUUAAUUCGAAUGAAAAUCCGAUGAUGAUGAUGAUGAUGAUGAUGAUGAUUAUAUAAUGAGAAUCGUCGUGCAUGCAUGGAAAACUACGCCUCUUACACUAACAGCGAAUGCACGUUGAUCCACGUUUACUUCUUGCUACGCAUGCCUCGUGCGCACGCGCGCGACUACAUUUAUGAGAAAAAUUAAUACCCCCCCCCAACCCACCUCCCCCGGUCACGUGACAAUGCCUUUCACUACCGGUCCCAUAUAGCGCUCUUCAGUGGAGUGGAUGCGACACAAGGCGCUCGCGUUCCCGGCAUGCACUGGGGAGCUGUAUAUUGAGGAAGCUCUGGUACGGGGAAUCGUGUUGCGGUUGUGGCGCGAGCGCAGGGAAUCUCCUCAUCCUCUCUAAACAAAACAACAACAACAACAAAAAAAAAAACCCGGACCGGACGCACUAAGCCCACCCUCUCUUGCCAAUCAACAGCACCACCAUGAACUACUUGCGCCGACGUCUGUCCGACAGCAGCUUUGUAGCCAACUUGCCCAAUGGCUACAUGAUGGACUUGCAGAGGCCAUCGGGCUCCAGCGGUUCCAGCAGCUCCACCAGCUCCCCAGCAUCCCCGGCCAUGGAGAGGCGCCAGCAGCAGCCCGCAGCACCAGCCCCGUGUCCGCCUCCUCAACCCGCCUCCUCAGGCACAUUUCUCAGCUCUUUCUCCAGCGUGGUGAAGACCGCUCAGAUCGCCAGCGCCGUGCAGGCCAAAGCUGCUGCUCAUGGGGACAGCAGCACAGCAGCUGCAGCGGCCGCUGGCGCAGCUCUGGCCAAGACCGUAGUCCGCAAGCCCAAAGUACUGUUAGUCAUCGAUGAUGCACACACAGAUUGGGCAAAGUAUUUCAGAGGGAGGAAGCUGAACGGGGAAUAUGAGAUCCGCGUGGAACAGGCUGAGUUUUCAGAGAUCAACGUGGCAUCCACCGUCAGCACUGGCUGUGUGGUCGAUAUGCAGGUCACGCGAGGUGGCACCAAAGUUGUCAGGUCCUUCAAGCCAGAUUUCAUCCUGAUUCGCCAGCAUGCCUACAGCAUGACCCCGGGAGAAGACUUCAGAAGCCUUGUGAUUGGUCUGCAGUAUGGCAGUGUGCCAAGCAUCAACUCCCUGCAUGCCAUCUACAACUUCUGUAGCAAGCCCUGGGUUUUUGCUCAUAUGAUCAAACUCUACCAUGACUUGGGUCCAGAGAAAUUCCCACUGAACGAGCAGACUUUCUUCCCCAACCACACACAGAUGAUGCCCACUCCGACAUUUCCAGUUGUAGUAAAGAUGGGGCACGCCUAUGCAGGCAUGGGAAAGAUUAAGCUGGAGAAUUCGACCGACUUCCAGGACAUCACCAGCGUGGUGGCUCUCGCCAAAACGUACGCAACCGCAGAGCCUUUUGUCGACUCCAAGUACGACAUCCGGAUCCAGAAAAUUGGCAACAACUACAAAGCGUACAUGAGAACCUCCAUUUCAGGUAACUGGAAGGCCAACACAGGGUCUGCUAUGCUGGAGCAGAUCGCCAUGACAGAUAGGUAUCGUCUGUGGGUGGACUCGUGCGCUGAGAUGUUUGGAGGCUUGGAUAUCUGCGCUGUGAAGGCUGUACAUGGAAAAGAUGGCAAGGAUUAUAUUAUAGAGGUGAUGGAUAGCUCCAUGCCUCUGAUUGGCGAGCAUGUGGAGGAGGACAGGCAGCUCAUUGCUGAUCUGGUCCUCAACAAGAUGGCCUUUGCUCUGCUCGGGAUCACCUCUCCUCAGUCCUCCAAUGCCAAGGGACAGACACAGCCUGGUCCACAGACGACUCAGCCGAGACGAGCUCAAGGAGGUCCUCGCUCAGGUUCUGCCUCACCGUCUCAGUCUGCACAGGGAUCUCCACAGCGAGCUCGCUCUGCGAACACCUCUCCCAGUCAAGCCUUCCAGCCUGGCCCAAUCCCAGCAUCCUCCUCUCAGAAACAAGCACCGCAGCUCAACAAAUCUCAGUCUCUCACAAACACCUUCACGGAGACACUGAGAGGAAACCCAGUGGACGACGAGGCCAAAGCUGAGACCAUCCGCAGCCUCCGCCAGUCCUUUGCCAGCCUGUUCUCCGACUAAUACGCUCGCUCACACACACACCAAGAUCUGCACUUUUGGAAUGAAGGUUGUUGUGAAGGUCAGUAGAGUCGAAGUGAAGUGGCUAACCUCACGACUGAGGAAGAGGUGCGUUAGCUCCAUGUCACUAGGUGGGAUUACGUCUCAUUCUUUUCAAACCUGAUUCUUUGACUUCUUCCUUGAUUCUGAGAUUCUACGAUUUGACUUCCUUUUUUUUUUCUUUUUUUUUCUUUUUUUUUUUUAAACCAUAACACUGAGAAGAUCCACAAAGUUU
This is a messenger RNA of Ictalurus furcatus (blue catfish), 5671 nucleotides long. RefSeq names its product synapsin-3-like. Gene Ontology annotation, cellular component: synaptic vesicle; synaptic vesicle membrane. The transcript has 14 exons. The coding region runs from base 3778 to 5400 and encodes 540 amino acids. The record is from RefSeq and is a predicted model, not a curated record. Gene Ontology annotation, molecular function: NAD+ poly-ADP-ribosyltransferase activity; ATP binding; metal ion binding. Lineage: Eukaryota; Metazoa; Chordata; Actinopteri; Siluriformes; Ictaluridae. Gene Ontology annotation, biological process: neurotransmitter secretion.